AUGGACAACAUUCCAGGCCGCUUGUACUUGGGCAUCCGAGACGCGGGAAACGCAGCAUCUAACCUGGCAAAUGGACAUUCCUCGACAACGACUUCGUCCGUCAACAGCAAAGUUACCCACGCUCUGGGCAAGCUGGCUCAAGCAGGAGUCGCCGACGAUAUCGUGUCCUCAGUCCUCGGCAUGCCCACCACCACAUCCACUCGCUACCCGGAAAAAAUCACUCAUGCAGCGGAAAAAUUGGCCAACGCGGGACUGAGCUCUGACAGUACCCCGUCUCUACCGUCAACGCGCACCCAUGGUCUCGCCACAAAGUACAUCAUUGUAAUUGCUGUUGUUAGCGCCGUCGUCCUCCUCGUCCUCUUGACCGGUGGAUGCCUGUGCUGGAGACGGUACAAGAGAAGAAGAGCCUACAACGUGGUCAGCAGAGGCGUGGACACCAAGGGCAAAGGAGUCAUGCGCGAGAAAGAGGACAUGUUUAAUGCCGACAUGGGAGAAGCGGAGAGUUUCAACGUGGAUGGUCAGAAGCUGACAGAACGCAACUUCGAGAGUGGAUAUGACAAGGUUGACACUGGUUAUGAGGGCACAGGCUAUGGAGCAGUGGAAGAGCAUGGCGGCGACAAGAGGGCGAGACUCGAGGCUUGA
Messenger RNA from Fonsecaea erecta, 642 nucleotides. RefSeq lists its product as hypothetical. NCBI's taxonomy places the organism in Eukaryota, Fungi, Ascomycota, Eurotiomycetes, Chaetothyriales, Herpotrichiellaceae. The transcript has a single exon. Bases 1 to 642 code for a protein of 213 amino acids. The record is from RefSeq and is a predicted model, not a curated record.